GGCGGCGACGCGGCGGGCCCCGGCUUCUGUUACUGCCCGGGCAGCCGCAAACGCAAGCGGAGCAGCGGGGCCUUCUGCUACUGUCACCCCGACUCCGAAACAGACGAAGAUGAGGAGGAAGGCGACGAGCAGCAGCGGCUCCUCAACACGCCUCAAAGGAAAAAAUUAAAGAGUACAUCCAAAUAUAUUUAUCAAACAUUGUUUUUGAAUGGUGAAAAUAGUGACAUAAAGAUUUGUGCUCUAGGAGAAGAGUGGAGCUUACAUAAAAUAUAUUUAUGCCAAUCAGGCUACUUCUCUAGUAUGUUCAGUGGUUCUUGGAAAGAAUCCAGCAUGAAUAUUAUUGAACUGGAGAUUCCUGACCAGAAUAUUGAUAUAGAAGCACUGCAAGUUGCUUUUGGAUCACUGUAUCGAGAUGAUGUCUUAAUAAAACCCAGUCGAGUCACUGCCAUUUUGGCAGCAGCUUCUAUGUUGCAGUUGGAUGGUUUAAUACAACAAUGUGGUGAGACAAUGAAGGAAACAAUUAAUGUGAAAACUGUAUGUGGCUAUUACACAUCAGCAGGGACCUAUGGAUUAGAUUCUGUAAAGAAAAAGUGCCUUGAAUGGCUGCUAAACAAUUUGAUGACUCAUCAGAAUGUUGAACUUUUUAAAGAGCUGAGUAUAAAUGUCAUGAAACAGCUCAUUGGUUCCUCUAACUUAUUUGUGAUGCAAGUGGAGAUGGAUGUAUACACAGCUCUAAAAAAGUGGAUGUUCCUUCAACUUGUGCCUUCUUGGAAUGGAUCUUUAAAACAGCUUUUGACAGAAACAGAUGUCUGGUUUUCUAAGCGGAAAAAGGAUUUUGAAGAUGUGGCCUUCCUUGAAAGUGAACAAGGAAAACCAUUCAUGUCAGUAUUUAGGCAUUUAAGGUUACAGUAUAUUAUUAGUGAUCUGGCUUCUGCAAGAAUUAUUGAACAAGAUUCUUUAGUACCUUCAGAAUGGCUGUCUUCUGUGUAUAAACAGCAGUGGCUUGCUAUGCUGCGGGCAGAACAGGAUAGUGAAGUAGGGCCUCAAGAAAUCAAUAAAGAAGAACUAGAGGGAAAUAGCAUGAGGUGUGGUAGAAAACUUGCCAAAGAUGGUGAAUAUUGCUGGCGGUGGACAGGUUUUAACUUCGGCUUUGACCUACUUGUGACUUAUACAAAUCGGUACAUCAUUUUCAAACGCAAUACGCUGAAUCAGCCAUGUAGUGGAUCUGUCAGUUUACAGCCUCGAAGGAGCAUAGCAUUUAGACUUCGUUUGGCUUCUUUUGAUAGUAGUGGAAAACUAAUAUGUAGUAGAACAACCGGCUAUCAAAUACUUACACUUGAAAAGGAUCAGGAACAAGUGGUGAUGAAUUUGGACAGCAGGCUUCUGAUUUUCCCUUUGUAUAUCUGCUGUAACUUCUUGUAUAUAUCACCAGAAAAAAGAACUGAAAAUAAUCAUCACCCAGAAAAUCCAGAGAACUGAGGAUCUCCUGUUGGAAACAGCAACACUUUGAAAACUUUUCAGGCUUGUUUUUACGGCCCUACUGAUAUUCAUGUCUAAGGUGACUAACAAUGACAUAGGCCUUAUGAACUGUACAGACAAUACAGAAGAUGUUUCUAAUCCUCAUUACAUUUCUAUGCAUAUAUUCAAAAACAUUUUAAAGCCAAGAAAAUAUCUGUCAAACCGUGCAAGUUGUCAUCUCAUGCUUUUAAUUUAGGAUUAGAAGAAAAUUGCUAUGGGUAAAUUAUUACACAUUCUUUGCAACAGAAUACAUUAGCUAAAGUUUUGAUCCUGCCUAAUGUUAGUGAAUUUCGUUUAUCUGUAAAUUUAUUUUUAAUUUGGUAAAAGAAUGCUAAAGGAAUUAUUUGAACAGCCAACUAUAAAUGUUCUUUCAAUUGGUGCCUUUAAAGCUAUCUUGUAAUCUUUUCAACUGCUCAUUUUUAUUCUUCCAUUUAGUCCAAUAUUUUUCCAGUCUAUACUUGUUUUUAAUCAUUAAAAACUUUUGUCAUGGUUUUUGAAGACUAAGCUGAGGAACUUUUAUUUUUUAACCGAUGCAUUUUCAUGUUUAUUUUCAAAUUUAGCUCUCUUAGGCUUCUAAAAACUACAACAAAAAUCAGCUUUAGACCUUCAAAUGAACUCAGCCGAGGUAAAAAUUAGUUUAAUUUGAAGACAUUCCUUUGCCUUACAUGGUCUUGUCUUUGACAGUCUGUAUACCUUUAUUAUUAGGUUUUGAAUUAUUUAUGUACCAGAUAUUACACUUUUGAAUAUUUUCAUGUUCUCUGAUCUUUACAAUUAUUUAUGUUCAAGUUUUAAUUGGAAAUCCCAUUUCCUACUUAAGCUCAGGACUUUAUAACCUCUGAAUGGAGUGCCUUUGAGUUGUACAUGCUAUUAGAAAUUUCAUAGUAAAUGUACAUAAGGUUGGAGGAUCUAAUAUUGAAGCUGGUAAUAAAGCAUUAAUGUAAAAAAAGAACAUAUUUUUGUCAAAAAUGAGAUGUACACUUGUCAUGAUUUACGUAUGUUGGCCUCUUGUGUUUAUUGCUAUUUUGUGACAUGCUCACUUUCCUUCCAGUCAGAAUAAGUACUUUUGUGGUUAAUGUAUAUUUUUAGUAUGUUUCUAAAAAUGGGAAUCAUUUUUAUGUAUCUCUGCAAAUAAUAAAUGACCAUUUGGAAAAAGAAUAAAUUAGCUCUUAUUUAAAAUGGACCAAAAACCAAUCCCUAGCACCACAAAGAAAACCAAACCA
Fukomys damarensis (Damara mole-rat) is the source of this 2738-nucleotide messenger RNA. RefSeq names its product germ cell-less 1, spermatogenesis associated (gene Gmcl1). Gene Ontology annotation, molecular function: protein binding. The record is from RefSeq and is a predicted model, not a curated record. Gene Ontology annotation, biological process: germ cell development. Gene Ontology annotation, cellular component: nucleus. The transcript has 14 exons. The annotation marks the transcript as partial. NCBI's taxonomy places the organism in Eukaryota, Metazoa, Chordata, Mammalia, Rodentia, Bathyergidae.